AUGGUUUGGGACCUCGCUGCCGGACUUUGCAAGGCCACCCUGCGCGGCCACACCAACAGCGUGAAGGCCGUUUGCAGGAUUGAUGCCACCACGUUGGCCAGCGGCGCUCGCGACAGCUCGAUCAGGAUUUGGGACCUCCCGUCUGGAAGUUGCCGAUCGGAGCUUCGGGAACACUCGGGUGAUGUGAAUGCGCUGUGCCAAGUUGAUGCGACGACUCUGGCGAGUGGGAGCUCGGACGACUCCAUCAAAGUGUGGGACCUGUCUUCGAAGCGCUGCGUGGCAACUCUCACCGGACAUGAUGGCUCGGUCCUGGCACUUUGCAAGCUGGGAGAAAGCACCCUUGCCAGUGGCAGCGGGGACGAGACGAUCAAGAUCUGGGAUCUCACCUCCCAGACGUGCACAAGCACUCUCACCGGCCACACCAGCGGCGUGCUGGCGCUGUGCAGGGUCACGCCGACUCUCCUGGCGAGUGGCAGUGGCGACAAGAGCAUCAAAGUCUGGGAAAUCCCUUCCGGGACGUGCGAGGCGACUCUGGAAUCACACAGAGGUGACGUCUUGGCCGUGUGCAGAAUCAAUUCGACCACGAUCGCCAGCGCAGGUGGCGACAGGGAUGUACGGAUUUGGGACCUGACAUCGCACUCUUGCACGGCCACCUUGGCAUUUCACAAGGACUCGGUUACGUCGCUGUGCCGGGUCACAAAGGGCACGACAAAGCUCGUCAGCGGAGGAAAAGACCUCCAGAUUUCCCUGUGGUCGUAG
Messenger RNA from Symbiodinium natans, 759 nucleotides. Lineage: Eukaryota; Dinophyceae; Suessiales; Symbiodiniaceae. The record is from the annotation of a GenBank genome assembly.